This is a messenger RNA of Prinia subflava (tawny-flanked prinia), 469 nucleotides long. RefSeq names its product metallothionein-2. Gene Ontology annotation, molecular function: metal ion binding. The record is from RefSeq and is a predicted model, not a curated record. The coding region runs from base 134 to 325 and encodes 63 amino acids. Gene Ontology annotation, biological process: intracellular zinc ion homeostasis; cellular response to cadmium ion; cellular response to copper ion. NCBI's taxonomy places the organism in Eukaryota, Metazoa, Chordata, Aves, Passeriformes, Cisticolidae. Gene Ontology annotation, cellular component: cytoplasm; nucleus. The transcript has 3 exons.
CAGCGCCAGCACCGCCCCGCGUCCUGCCCCAUAAAUAGCGGGCGGCCGGCGUUGGUCGGCACCGCUGCCAGCCCCACUGGACGGAGCCGAACCUCUCCAAGCUAGAGUGAGCUAAGCCGAGCCGAGCCGAGCCAUGGACCCCCAGGACUGCACGUGUGCCGCCGGUGACUCCUGCUCCUGCGCCGGGUCCUGCAAGUGCAAGAACUGCCGCUGCCAGAGCUGCCGCAAGAGCUGCUGCUCCUGCUGCCCCGCGAGCUGCAGCAACUGCGCCAAGGGCUGCGUGUGCAAGGAGCCGACCAGCAGCAAGUGCAGCUGCUGCCACUGAGCCACUCGUCUCUGCCUGUAAAUAGUCGGCACGCUUCGGUGAUGGGGGGUGGGGGGCACAGAAAAGCCUAUUUUUUUGUUAUUCAUGUUUUGUAUUUUCUGUACCAGUGGUGAAACUGGAUGGAAAUAAAGGAGUUUGUCUGGA